UGAAGUGUUAGUGAAAUGCUGCAUCACCUCGACUCUUGAUUUUUCUCGUCUUCGAAUCCAAACUGACAGGAUGUUACGAUAGUCAUGAAAGUGGGCCGUGUGGCCAUCAUCACCCGUGGCCGUUACGCCGGUAAGAAGGUCGUCAUUGUCCAGCCUAACGACACUGGCUCCAAGGCGCACCCCUUCCCCUACGCCAUCGUCGCCGGUAUCGAGCGCUACCCCCUCAAGGUCACCCGCCGCAUGGGUAAGAAGACCGUUGAGAAGCGCAGCCGCAUCAAGCCUUUCAUCAAGGUCGUCAACUACAACCACUUGAUGCCCACUCGCUACACUCUCGAGCUCGAGGGUCUCAAGGGUGCCGUCUCCACCGAGACCUUCAAGGAGGUUUCCACCCGCGAGGAUGCCAAGAAGAACGUCAAGAAGGCCCUUGAGGACCGCUACACCAGCGGCAAGAACCGUUGGUUCUUCACUCCUCUGCCUACGUUGGCUGGGUUAGGUUCGCAAAUGCUGACGGUUCAACAGGUUUCUAAACGGGGUAAUUUGGGGCGUUUUGUCGUUUGAGCGCGCAGGGUCUUAGAUGAGGCAAAGGGAAAAUGAAAAAGCAUCGAAGACGUCCGGUUCAAAAGCAUGGGAUCACGUGAAGUAUACCAUAGCACGAGAGAAGAAUGGGAAUGUAUCGAUGUACAGGUCCAGGACUUGACCAAUUUUUCUUAU
Molecule: messenger RNA, 711 nt
Organism: Aspergillus vadensis CBS 113365
Lineage: Eukaryota; Fungi; Ascomycota; Eurotiomycetes; Eurotiales; Aspergillaceae
Product: 60S ribosomal eL27 domain-containing protein
Exons: 3
Coding region: 85-558 (157 amino acids)
Biological process (GO): translation
Cellular component (GO): cytosolic large ribosomal subunit; ribosome
Molecular function (GO): structural constituent of ribosome
Source: RefSeq, a predicted model, not a curated record